AAACUUGAACGUUGUGGUCAACACGCAUUGCACUCUUUCGACUCACUUGCUCAUGUUGAAAAGGUGCUCACAGGUCUUUCACCGCUCACUUAUACAAUCAAAAUGCAACAGUCGCCUGGCUUACUGCAAUACCCUUUCCCAACUUAAUUCUCCUCCACAACUAAGACCGUCGCGGUUCUUGUCACUGCCAGGGCAAAUUGUCCAAUUUCAGACAGCCACUGGUACUACCAGUUCACUGCCAACCUUCCUUCAAUUUGCUCGUGCGCAGCUGCGUAAUGCAACUCAUAGAGACCUGCUUCGUUUCCGGUAUAGCUCCCCCCGUCGUCCACCCCGCAGGCCAAACUGGCUAGAUUCAAUAAACGGAAACGUCAUAUUCGUGGCCAUCAUCGUAAUAAACGCUGGCGUGUUUCUUCUCUGGCAAGGCGCCAAGUCCACAUACCAAACUACUCGUGACCCCACACUCUUGAUCUUUCUCCGGGACAACUUUUUAGUUAGCUGGCAAAACAUCACCUCCGGUCGUGUGUGGGCGCUAGUAACCUCAUGUUUUUCACAUCAAGACAUGGGACACGCAUUCUUUAAUGGCCUUUCAUUCUACUUCAUGGCCCCCAGCGUCAUGCAAGUCCUCGGGAACUCGCGUUUCUUGGCGCUCUACUUUUUCGGGGGCAUCGUAUCUAGCAUGACGAGUCUCGUAUGGAACCGUUUCUACAAACGUCAAUCUAACUACUCUUCACACGGCGCAAGCGGCGCAAUAUUAGCAACCGUCGCAUUUUACGCCUGUGCAUUUCCAAGGACGACGUUUUUAAUAUUCUUCGUCAUCCCUUGUCCUGCGUGGGCGUUCCUUCCUGGCAUCCUCGCGUUUGAUGUGUACAGGAGUGUUACAGAUGCUAGAACGAUGACAGAUACAGCAGGUCAUGUCGGUGGAAUGCUGUCAGGCAUUGGUUUCUUCUUAUAUAGAGUGGCUCUUCGUCGCUAGACUUGCCAAAUCCUCCUGUGAUGGCAUUUAUGAUGCCAACUAAUGAUGCCACU
This is a messenger RNA of Suillus bovinus, 1026 nucleotides long. RefSeq lists its product as uncharacterized. NCBI's taxonomy places the organism in Eukaryota, Fungi, Basidiomycota, Agaricomycetes, Boletales, Suillaceae. Gene Ontology annotation, cellular component: membrane. The record is from RefSeq and is a predicted model, not a curated record. Gene Ontology annotation, molecular function: serine-type endopeptidase activity. The transcript is spliced from 6 exons. The coding region runs from base 53 to 973 and encodes 306 amino acids.